Molecule: messenger RNA, 4195 nt
Organism: Tribolium castaneum (red flour beetle)
Lineage: Eukaryota; Metazoa; Arthropoda; Insecta; Coleoptera; Tenebrionidae
Gene: Ac3
Product: Adenylate cyclase 3
Exons: 19
Coding region: 265-3456 (1063 amino acids)
Biological process (GO): adenylate cyclase-activating G protein-coupled receptor signaling pathway; cAMP biosynthetic process; intracellular signal transduction
Cellular component (GO): plasma membrane
Molecular function (GO): adenylate cyclase activity
Source: RefSeq, a predicted model, not a curated record
AAGACUCCGGGUACCAGUGAGCUUACUCCGGUUACCGGAACCGGUCCGGUGCUUGGUGGAAUCGAUCUUACGUGGUGGCAUAAGUUCACGUGCAGUGAAACGUUCGUUCCUCUCAUGAUAACAAAAGAGCUGAAUCUUGCCGCCUCAGCACGGCCCUCUACCCCGCACGGAAUUUUUUUCAGAAAAAUGUAAAACUGAGUAAAAAAGAAUGACAACAGAAACGGCUUAUAUAUUUUCAUAAGUAACGAAUAUUUUUUAAACGAAAUGGAGGAGCAAAAAUCGUCAGGACAGAUGAAAAACCUGUGCUGGGUUUUCAGCAGCUUUCGCGAUUCGGCACUCGAAAAGCUUUACCAGAGUUUCAGCGUGAGGCAGAAGCGCGCUGGGUUGGAAUGUUUCCUGAUAACGGCAAUUCUCUUCGAUAUUUACAUGUUGGUGGUUCCCAGCGACCAGGAUUUUGUCAUAAUCGCAGUGAUGGGCACAUUUCUCAUUGUCAAUUCUUUUCUGCUAAUCUGGUGUAAGAAGGGGUUCCAAAACAAGCCGCUGUGGACUGUGGUACCGCACAUUGCUUUCCACAUUGCCAACACUCAGAUACUCGCCGGGCUGUUCUUGAAGAAGAACGAAGUGACACCCAGAGAUAGUCUAGGCUGGUUUUUGCUCCUAACUUACUUAAUUUAUGUCACACUACCGCUAAGACUGCCUUUUUGCGUUCUGCUCAGCAUUGGAACGUUCACUUCGUACAUCGUUUCGCUGUGCGGAUUGACCAAAUCACAACUUCAUUUCGUGGAGCAGCAAGUCUCCAACUGCAUCUUGUUGGUUACUGCAAAUAUCUUGGGGCUGACAUCUUAUCUUGUCGAAGAUAAACAGCAGCGACGGGCCUUCUUAGAAACUAGACAAUCAUUGGAAAUGAAACUUGUUAUAGAGGAGCAAAGUGCCGAACAGGAACGUUUACUUCUAUCCGUUCUCCCGGAACAUGUGGCGGUACAAAUGAGACAGGAUUUGGACCAAGCCGACAGCCAAUUUAAGAAAAUUUACAUGAGCAGGCACGAAAACGUAAGUAUUUUGUAUGCCGACAUCGUGGGAUUUACAGCGAUCUCAUCAACAUAUUCAGCUCAAGAGCUUGUAAAAAUGCUGAAUGAAUUAUUUGCAAGAUUCGACAAACUUGCCGAGAAAUACCAACAGCUGAGAAUAAAGAUUUUAGGAGACUGCUAUUAUUGCAUUAGUGGUGCGCCGAGGGAGCGUCCAGAUCAUGCAGUUCUUUGUGUUCAUAUGGGACUGUCGAUGGUCAAAGCGAUAAAAUAUGUACAGCAAACAGCGAAUUCUCCUGUAGAUAUGAGAGUUGGAAUUCACACGGGAGCGGUUCUAGCGGGAGUUCUGGGCCAGAGACAAUGGCAAUUCGACGUCUACUCGAAGGACGUUGAAUUAGCCAACAAAAUGGAAAGCAGCGGCAUGGCAGGACGAGUGCAUAUUUCUGCCACAACCUAUUCGUUCCUUAAUGGUGAGUUCGAAGUCGAACCUGGUUAUGGCGAGAAGCGGGAAGAAGCACUGCGAAUAGCAGGAUUAAAAACCUACUUCAUCGUCAAAGUUUUAAAACCAUUUCAACCGCCUGUUACGGAAGUUCAGAAUGGGAGUAGUAUACUUCCAGAAGAGGACAGUUGUGUAAUUGCAGAAAUUUCAGACACAAAGGAUGGAGAUGUUGACGAUGGAAACCAAAAAAGAUCGCGGGAAGACUCGCGAGACUUUAAGAUCAGAUUAAGAACAGAACUGGUUAACAGAGACGGUCAUAAAGAGUUGUCUAAGAACACGACAUGUUUGACUCUUAAUUUCGUGGACGAAAAGAAGGAAAAGUUGUAUCAACAGCAGGUCGAGACAUUUUCAAGCAUAACACUGCUAAUGUUUCUCGUAGUUCGCCUGUCCAUUGGCUUAACGGUUUUCACUGUCUUACCAAGGGACAUGUCAAUCAAUAUAUCGUACUGUACAGAAAAUGUAAUAAUAAUAGUCCUCGUCUCCAUCCUCAUUUGCGACGAAUUUUUGCCGCUGAAAUGCUGGAACGCUUUUAAGGAUUCAGUAACAGUUCGUCGGAUCCUGUCGGCAAUUUGUGUCUUUCUUUUAGGAACGGUCAAUCUAAUAGACACAAUUUCUUGUGUUCAGUUCCAUUCGAACGAUAAUUGCACGUUCACUGACGAUAUAAAUUCGUCAUGUCUCUAUCCCUCCUAUUUCAGUUAUUUCGCCGUUCUAAUUCUGAUCGCUUCCUCUCUUCCAGCCUGCCUCUCAUAUCUCUGGAAGGCUCUGUUUCUGUUUAUCAUAGCUCUGGCUCAAUGCCUCGUGAACAUUUUCGUCUUAGAAUUAGUACUCGAGUGCGAGGAGUCGCGGAAAAACUGGAAAAGCUUAACUAAGGGUAAAUACACGCUUUCAGCGUUGUUGCUCAUUGCCACGCUCGCUUUGGCUUUCCUUGCGAGACAUAUGGAGCAGGUGGCGAGAGUUUUGUUCUUAUGGCGGUGCGAGGUCGAGGAGCAACGCGAUUUCGCCGAGGAUAUGAGAAGAAGAAAUGAAGCUCUGGUGUAUAAUAUCCUUCCGCCACAUGUAGCGGCCCAUUUUAUGGGGAACAGGAAGAGGCAACACGAUGAACUUUACUCGCAAAGUUACGCCGAGAUUGGGGUGCUUUUUGCCUCGAUGCCCAACUUUUCUGACUUCUAUUCAGAGGAGACCGUCAACAAUCAGGGCUUAGAAUGUCUGCGAUUUCUGAACGAAGUCAUUUCAGAUUUCGAUGCUCUUUUAGAGCUACCUCAGUUUCAAGACAUAAUAAAAAUUAAGACAAUCGGUUCUACGUACAUGGCAGCAAGCGGCCUAAACCCGACUCGACAAGUCAAACCCGACGACCCCAUAACAGUGCGAUGGGCGCAUCUUGCCCUCCUUGUUGAAUUCGCACUGGAGCUGAAGAAGGCCUUACAGGGCAUCAACGAACAAAGUUUUAACCAUUUUGUUUUAAAAUUAGGUAUCAACCAUGGGCCUAUCACAGCGGGAGUAAUCGGAGCUAGAAAACCCCACUACGACAUCUGGGGCAACACGGUCAAUGUAGCUUCCAGGAUGGAAAGUACCGGAAAAGCUGGAUGUAUUCAGGUGACUGAAGAGACGUGCGAAAUCCUGCAGCACUUCGGCUACCAGUUCGAGCAGCGCGGCCUAGUGGCAGUGAAGGGAAAAGGCCAACUGAUGACCUACUACUUGCUCGGGAAAGCCGGGAAAAUCACCCCUCCUACGGCUCCGGUCUCUCCAAUCAUAGGUGUCACCGCAAUGGAAACUGUAAACGAAGAGGACGAAUCGCACGAUAGUCCUACGUCCAAAUCCGAGGAUAAAACAGUAAUCGAAUGCACCGACCAGAAAAUCGAAGACGAAGUUUUCACAACGGACACCGAGCAGAAUUUUAGUACCAAAGAAGCGGAACCGCUGCUGCAGUGUUAAUGAGAUAGUGGAUAGACAAAGCACUGAUUAUUUGUAGGCUGUCAUUUUUAAAUCAUUUUUGUACUUCGAGAAAUCAUUCGAAGUGGUGUUUAGAAAUCGAUAGAUUAAGACUACAUGUCUAAGUAUACACAAUCAGAUUUUAAAGUACUCGUAGGUAAUAACGAAUAAAAUAUUUAAGCAGAGUACCGUCAUAGACGUAGAAAUUUUUUGUAAAAGUUAUUUUCUGCUAGCGUCGGUUGUAAUUUUUCUUUUCUAGAACAAACGCACAUAUCUAUUAGACCAUUGUGUUAUUGUAGUCGUAGCUACAAUUCUUUUUCAAAAGGGCGGGAUUAUGAAGCACAAAACUAUAGAAAUUAUAAAAAAUCGCGCCCUUUUCGAGUGGUGUUAUAACUACAGACUCAUUUUAAAAGCAAAUGCCUAAGUUGUACUUCGAAAUUGUUUUGUAAUUAAGUACAAAUUAAUUAACUUCCAAAGGGUAAUUUCUGUGAAAUGUGAAAAUCUUAAACCUUAGAAUUACAAAGCGAGCUCAAAAUAUUCUUCUACUAGGUAUAUUGUAUGAAUUUCAAGAACGGGAUCAAGUAGGAGCUUGACGAUAAUUUUUAAAAGAAGCAAUUGCUUUCAGUUGUAAAUAAUCAUUUUUGUUUACAUUGUUAUUUUAUUUUAGAUAUUACUAUUUCAAAUGUUAGGAAAAUGUGUAACAAUGUUUAGUAAUUACCAGAAAUAAACUUUACACUAGGCA